AUGAACAAACUGUACAUUGGAAACCUCAGCGAGAACGCCGCCCCCUCGGACCUAGAAAGUAUCUUCAAGGACGCCAAGAUCCCGGUGUCGGGACCCUUCCUGGUGAAGACGGGCUACGCGUUCGUGGACUCCGCUCUGGUCCUCUCCACACCCACCAAGUGUUCCCGGUGGGCCCGGCGUAAACCGGAGAGGAGGGCCGGGGCGCCCCGCCGGAAGAAAGCCAGCGCCCCCUGCCCGGGUAAAACGGAACUGCACGGGAAACCCAUAGAAGUUGAACACUCGGUCCCCAAAAGGCAAAGGAUUCGGAAACUUCAGAUACGAAAUAUCCCGCCACACUUACAGUGGGAGGUGCUGGAUAGUUUACUAGUCCAGUAUGGAGUGGUGGAGACCUGUGAGCAAGUGAACACUGACUCGGAAACUGCAGUGGUAAAUGUCACCUACUCCAGUAAGGACCAAGCUAGACAAGCCUUAGACAAACUGAAUGGAUUCCAGUUAGAGAAUUUCACCUUGAAAGUCGCCUACAUCCCUGAUGAAGUGGCUGCACAACAGACCCCCUCGCAGCAGCCCCGCGGCCGCCGUGGGCUUGGGCAGAGGGGCUCAUCGAGGCAGGGCUCUCCAGGAUCAGUUUCCAAGCAGAAACCAUGUGACUUACCUCUGCGCCUGCUGGUUCCCACCCAGUUUGUUGGAGCCAUUAUAGGAAAAGAAGGCGCCACCAUUCGGAACAUCACCAAACAGACACAGUCCAAAAUCGAUGUUCAUCGUAAAGAGAAUGCAGGGGCUGCAGAGAAGUCAAUCACUAUCCUCUCUACUCCUGAAGGCACCUCUGCGGCUUGUAAGUCUAUUCUGGAGAUCAUGCAUAAGGAAGCUCAAGAUAUAAAAUUCACGGAAGAAAUCCCACUGAAGAUUUUAGCCCAUAAUAACUUCGUUGGCCGUCUUAUUGGUAAAGAAGGAAGAAACCUGAAAAAAAUUGAGCAGGACACAGACACUAAAAUCACAAUAUCUCCAUUGCAGGAGCUGACGCUGUAUAAUCCAGAGCGCACCAUUACUGUUAAAGGCAGUGUUGAAACGUGUGCCAAAGCUGAGGAAGAGAUAAUGAAGAAGAUCAGGGAAUCUUAUGAAAAUGAUAUUGCUUCCAUGAAUCUUCAAGCACAUUUAAUUCCUGGUUUAAAUCUGAAUGCCUUGGGUCUGUUCCCACCCACUUCAGGGAUGCCACCUCCCACCUCAGGGCCCCCUUCAGCAAUGACGCCUCCCUACCCACAGUUUGAGCAAUCAGAAACGGAGACUGUGCAUCUGUUCAUCCCAGCCCUAUCAGUUGGCGCCAUUAUCGGCAAGCAGGGCCAGCACAUCAAACAGCUUUCUCGCUUUGCAGGAGCUUCAAUUAAGAUUGCUCCAGCUGAAGCGCCUGAUGCUAAAGUGAGGAUGGUGAUCAUCACUGGACCACCAGAGGCUCAGUUCAAGGCUCAGGGAAGAAUUUAUGGAAAAAUUAAAGAAGAAAAUUUUGUUAGUCCUAAAGAAGAAGUGAAACUUGAAGCUCAUAUCAGAGUGCCAUCCUUUGCUGCUGGCAGAGUUAUUGGAAAAGGAGGCAAAACGGUGAAUGAACUCCAGAAUCUGUCAAGUGCUGAGGUUGUUGUCCCUCGUGACCAGACACCUGAUGAGAAUGACCAAGUGGUUGUCAAA
Molecule: messenger RNA, 1677 nt
Organism: Octodon degus (degu)
Lineage: Eukaryota; Metazoa; Chordata; Mammalia; Rodentia; Octodontidae
Gene: Igf2bp3
Product: insulin like growth factor 2 mRNA binding protein 3
Exons: 15
Biological process (GO): regulation of gene expression; nervous system development
Cellular component (GO): nucleus; cytosol; cytoplasm
Molecular function (GO): mRNA 3'-UTR binding
Source: RefSeq, a predicted model, not a curated record